Oncorhynchus gorbuscha (pink salmon) is the source of this 4260-nucleotide messenger RNA. Its product is annotated as serine/threonine-protein phosphatase 4 regulatory subunit 3. Lineage: Eukaryota; Metazoa; Chordata; Actinopteri; Salmoniformes; Salmonidae. The coding region runs from base 320 to 2656 and encodes 778 amino acids. Gene Ontology annotation, biological process: DNA damage response; protein dephosphorylation. The transcript has 16 exons. Gene Ontology annotation, molecular function: protein phosphatase activator activity. Gene Ontology annotation, cellular component: protein phosphatase 4 complex; nucleoplasm. The record is from RefSeq and is a predicted model, not a curated record.
GGGGAAGAAAAAGAUCGGAUUACAAGAUGGCGGUCUGUGGACGAUAGUGAAGAGGCCGUCGUAGUUGUUUUCAACGGUGAAUUUUACAGUUCGAUAGAUAUCCUGCUUUCUGCGGGUAAAAACAAAACAAUCAACCGCGUAAUAUGUUCAUUAAUUAGCACAUUAUUGUAAAUCAUACUCAGAUGUAUGUCUGGGACAUGCGGGUAGAAACACGUUUGAAGCUCGGGGAUAAGAACAUAGCUAGACAACUAUUUUAAAGAUAGGGUGAACUAACGUUAGUGUUGGCUUGCUAACGCGUUAGUUUUUCCUCAAGGUAACUAUGUCGGACACUCGGCGGCGUGUGAAAGUAUACACGCUGAAUGAAGACCGACAGUGGGACGACAGGGGCACAGGACAUGUCUCGUCUACCUUUGUCGAACGACUAAAGGGAAUAUCAUUAUUAGUUCGGGCCGAAUCCGACGGCUCACUUCUUCUGGAGUCUAAAAUCAGCCCAAAUACUGCAUAUCAAAAACAACAAGAUACUCUGAUCGUGUGGUCUGAAGCAGAGAACUAUGAUCUGGCUCUGAGUUUUCAGGAAAAAGCUGGCUGUGAUGAAAUCUGGGAAAAGAUUUGUCAGGUGCAGGGAAAAGACCCUGCGCUGGAGAUCACCCAGGACCCCAUCGAUGAGUCUGAGGAGGAGCGCUUCGAGGAGAUGCCAGAGACCAGCCACCUGGUGGAGCUGCCUCCAUGCGAGCUGGCCCGGCUGGAAGAGAUCGCUGACCUUGUCACUUCUGUCCUGUCCUCGCCCAUCCGCCGGGAGAAACUGGCCCUAGCCCUUAUGAGCGAAGGUUACAUGAAGAAGCUACUGCAGCUCUUCCAGGUGUGUGAAGACCUGGACAACCGUGAGGGCCUACAUCAUCUGUAUGAGAUUGUGCGUGGCGUGCUUUUUCUCAACAAGGCGGCUCUGUUCGAGGUCAUGUUCUCAGACGACUGCAUCAUGGACGUGGUGGGCUGCCUGGAGUACGACCCGGCGCUGGUGCAGCCCAAAAUGCACCGUGAGUUCCUCACCAAGACGGCCAAGUUCAAGGAGGUGAUCCCCAUCACGGACUCAGAGCUGCGGCAGAAGAUCCACCAGACGUACCGUGUGCAGUACAUCCAGGACAUCAUCCUUCCCACUCCUUCUGUCUUCGAAGAGAACUUCCUUUCCACCCUCACAUCCUUCAUUUUCUUCAACAAGGUGGAGAUAGUCAGCAUGCUGCAGGAGGAUGAGAAGUUCCUCACUGAAGUCUUUGCACAGCUAACAGAUGAAGCCACAGAGGACGGUAAAAGGAGGGAACUAGUGAACUUCUUCAAAGAAUUUUGUGCUUUUUCACAAACCUUGCAACCGCAAAAUAGAGAUGCUUUCUUCAAGACUCUGGCGAAUCUAGGCAUUCUUCCUGCUCUUGAAAUAGUCAUGGGGAUGGACGACCUGCAAGUGAGGGCUGCAGCCACAGACAUAUUCUCAUACCUGGUGGAGUUCAGCCCCUCCAUGGUCCGAGAGUUUGUUAUGCAGGAGCCACAGCAGACUGAUGAUGAUGUGCUGCUGAUCAAUGUGGUGAUAAAGCAGAUGAUCUGUGACUCGGACCCUGAGCUGGGGGGUGCUGUGCAGCUGAUGGGGCUCCUACGUACACUGAUUGACCCAGAGAACAUGCUGACGCCCACCAAUAAAACGGAGAAGACCGAGUUCCUCAGCUUCUUCUACAAGUACUGCAUGCAGGUCCUAACAGCCCCUCUAUUGGCCAACACUGUAGACGAGAAGAAGUCCAAAGCUCUGCAAGAGGGGUCCACCAAGAUCAACCCAGUGUGUCCUGAUAAUUUCCAGACAGCUCAACUCCUGGCUUUGAUUCUGGAGCUGCUGACAUUCUGUGUUGAGCACCACACGUACCACAUAAAGACAUACAUCAUGAACAAGGACCUGCUACGACGAAUCCUGGUGCUAAUGAACUCUAAACACACCUUCCUGGCGCUGUGUGCUCUGCGCUUCAUGAGAAGGAUAAUCGGGCAGAAGGAUGAGUACUACAACCGCUAUAUUAUCAAAGGGAACCUGUUUGAGCCAGUCAUCAACACUCUGCUGGAUAAUGGCACUAGAUACAACCUCCUAAACUCAGCCAUCAUCGAACUCUUUGAGUUCAUCAAAGUUGAGGAUGUUAAGUCCCUGAUAGCACACAUCAUAGACAACUACUACAAAGCACUUGAAUCCAUUGAAUACGUCCAGACGUUCAAGGGCCUAAAGGGCAGAUAUGAGCAGGAGAAGGACCGACAGACCCUGAGACUCAACAGAUAUCGUAGGGAUGCCCGAACGCUGGACGAGGAUGAGGAAAUGUGGUUCCAUGAAGAUGAGGAUGAUGACGAAGGAGAGGCUGUAGAGAAAAGUAGGCCAGAGGAAGAGUUCCCAGAGAGCUACGGAAAGUAUAUGGAAGCAAAAAAAGGGGCUGCCAACGGUGCCAACGGCAAGCCAGCUCCUUCACACGCCGCCUCAGCCAGUCCCAACGGCUCCCCAGCCAAGUCGGACGCGACACCCGGCACCCUGGUAGUCAAGACUGCAAUGGUCGGCCUUGUAGACUACCCUGACGACGAAGACGAGGAGGAAGAAGACGAAGAGCAGUCGCCACGGAAACGGCCCCGUCUGGGCUCCUAAGCCAGUGAAAUCGUCUGGUCUUGGUCAGCUGUGCCACAGUCACAGUCCACUGGACAGAGACCACUCCCACCUUCCUACCCUGCCCCUACGUCCCCAUAUCUGGCCUGUGGACCAGAGAGGUUGAACAGUGCCAUGGUUUCCCUGUUGGUCCAGCAGGGGCGCUGCACUUCACCCAAACCUCAGUCGCUCUACAGAAGGGGGAGCAGGUGCUAAUGGGAGAGCCAGUCAGGCUAGCAGGACUAGCCGCUUAGUAAUGGAAGCUUGAUUGGCUGACCCUACAGAACUGUUCCUUUGGGUUGGGUGGAGGGAACUAGGCAAAAAGAGGGGAUAAGUAACACAAAAAAACGAACCUACAGAAAACAAGUUUCUUAGUUCUGAGGAGCAGGACUCAACUGUCAAAGCUGGGGCUGCAUUGCAGAGGCUCACACACAACUAGUCAGGAAUCCAGUAUUCAUGAGUUUAAAAGUACUGUACAGUUUCUUUUUUUUUCAUAUGCCCCUUAAGUGAUUUUAAAAAGGGGAGAGCUAUACCUGCCAGUGUAUUUUUUUUUUUUUUUUUUUUGCUGCACAAAUGGUGGGACCACUGUUCACCUUUAAUUAAAUUCAUUGUAGAAAGCAAGAGUUGCAAUUCUGAUAUUAAACUGCAGUAAAGUCAUUUUUGCAGCCCACUGAGAAUGUCUGAAGUUUGUGUAUUCAGUGGCUUUGACUCACUGGCUCCAGAUGUCUAUUUUCCAGCAGGUAUGUAUCUUGUUUUAAAAGAACAGAAACCCUUCUCAGUGGUACAUGCUACCGGUGAUCCAGUUGAGUUUGUUGCUAGCACACUUCCUGUGGGUCAGAACAUAUUUCAAUCCAAAAUUGCAGCAGUGGUGGCUAGACCAGCUACUGCCAUUUAUAUAGACCAGGGAUGCCCCCUCAUCCCCAUGUUUGUUGUUGAACAGUGUGGGUCUCAAUUUACUGUUGGGUUAGAAUAGUAGAAUACACUAGGUGCAAUUUUGUUGCAUCAGUAGUUUCUCUUCUGACAGUCACUCAAUUAGCCCAUGUUGACAAUUGAUAAAUUAGUCUAGGCCAGCUAUCUAAACUUGUGGUCAUGGUUGAAUUACCUACCGGGUGCCCCAUUUAAUAUAUCUGAUGAUCAACUGCAAACGCAUCCACCCUUUUACAAAAUGUGUAGUAUAGCAUGAAACUAAAACUUCAAAUUCGCUGUCAAUAUAUGGGGGCUGCUAAAUUGUUUUGCUCGCAAGGUGGGUGUAACAAUUUAGCUUCGGCGCCCAAAGGGCCAGGGCCUACUCUGACUGCAUCUGUGGGUAUGGAUGUGUGUAAGAAGACCUGCGAGCCGUUGCGGCCCCGCUUGUGUUCAGAUUUUGGGUGGUCCCUACCCCCAUCUAUUGCCUAUCCCUGAUAGACGUAGUUUGAGAUGUCAGGAAGAGGUGGAAAGCAUUUGUCGAAGUACGUACAGCAUCUGUGAAUGCCCAAAUGUAACCAUUUCAAAUGUCUAGAGGUUUGUUUUCUCCAUGAAAUGUGUACGAAGUGCAUUUACUACCACUAUCUCCAGUCUAAAAUUUUGUAUACAGUUGAUACGUUUUCAGAUUAAAUGUGACCCUGGCA